Messenger RNA from Cryptomeria japonica (Japanese cedar), 501 nucleotides. RefSeq lists its product as uncharacterized. The record is from RefSeq and is a predicted model, not a curated record. The coding region runs from base 1 to 501 and encodes 166 amino acids. NCBI's taxonomy places the organism in Eukaryota, Viridiplantae, Streptophyta, Pinopsida, Cupressales, Cupressaceae. The transcript has 2 exons.
AUGACAGAAAAAGUAGCUAAUCAAACGAGUUUCACCAAGGAUGAGGUGAAGAAAGAAAGAGAAAAAUAUGCUCAAAAGGAGGCUAAAAAGGAAACCAAGAAACCAAAGGUUGAUCCAGUUCCCUCCAAAGAAAAACCUAAGGGAACUAAGUCUACUCCUGCUCUGGUGGCACAAGAUAGAAAACCUAGCCCAUCCAUAAAAGGUGUGUUGAAGCAGAAAGAAAAUCCAAAAAGAACCUAUAUUGUAGCAUUUUUGGUGGUCUCAGAAACUGAAUCUCAGGAAGAGGCAAGAAGAGCUAAGAAAAAGGGAGAUUUUGUCAGACUAGUGAAAAAGGGUCAAUCUAGUGGAGCACAGAAAAGAAAAAAGGCUAAGUCAGAUAUUGCUCCUACUGGAAGAUCCCAAAGAGGUAGACAGGUCAAAACUCAACUCAACAAAUACCUUAAGUCUGGAAACAUACAAGGCAAUUCCGAGAGCAGGUGGAAGGGAAAAACGAGUUGUUGA